Messenger RNA from Sphaerodactylus townsendi, 1899 nucleotides. It is a transcript of the gene CFDP1, whose product is annotated as craniofacial development protein 1. NCBI's taxonomy places the organism in Eukaryota, Metazoa, Chordata, Lepidosauria, Squamata, Sphaerodactylidae. The record is from RefSeq and is a predicted model, not a curated record. The transcript is spliced from 7 exons. Bases 414 to 1259 code for a protein of 281 amino acids.
GUUGAAUGAGGAAGGAAACAAGUGGAUAGGUGGGCGAUGUUUGGUACCUUCCCUUGGUACCCUUGGUCCCAAUUUCUCCAUACAUUGUAUACUUCCGUUACUACCCUUUCUGAAGCUUCGUAGGCCUUUCUAAAAAAUAAUUCAGGAAACCUUCACUUCCGGUUUCCAUCUGAUUGCUUGCCAUAGGUCAGUUGGAGCAAUGACGUCACGACUUUCUACCAGAGCUGUAUGAUCGCUCGCGUCCUUUCAUUGAUUACCGCCAGGUGGCGCCGGAUCUUUUUUGGACCCACGGCUAUUUCCUGUUUUCGUGGGGCUUCGCUCGUCGCUUUGGCUUGGUUCUCUAUGAUUUCGGAAGCAAUCCUGGCCGCAUCCUGUUUUGAGCUGUAGGGGCUUGAGCUGUACUUGGAAGAGCCAUGUCGGAUUCGGAAUACUCCUCCUCGGAGGAAGAUGAAGAUUACCUUCCUUCAGGUGAAGAUUACAGUGAAGAUGAUGUGAAUGAACUGGUGGAAGAGGAUGAGCAGGAGGAGAAGCUGUCACACGGGGAAAAGUGCAAAAAGCAUUUCAAGGGGACAACAGGCCGGCGCAAAGGAAACAGCCUCUCCUUAGAACCAGGUGGCGAAACUUCAAAAGAGGAGGCCAGUGACAGCAAGGAUGGCAGCGAACCAGAAGAAAGUUGCCCAGUUGUAAAAGAAGAGGAGAAAAAGAAAAAGGAGGAGGCUCUCUGGGCCACCUUUCUCAGCGAUGUGGGCCAGAAACCCAGAGCCGCUACUGGAGAUCAAGUGACCUGUGCACAGAAAGACAAGCCAGCAGAGAAAAAUUCUUGCAAGCCUCGGGAGGUGGCACAGGAGCCCCAGAAGCCCAAAGUCGCCAUUACUGAAGUGUUUGACUUUGCAGGCGAGGAGGUGAGGAUCACUAAGGAAGUAGAUGCUUCAUCCAAAGAAGCCCAGGACUUUCUGAAAAAGCAAGACCAAAAGACGGUCACCCCAGUUUCUCAUCCUACAAGUUCUGGAGUGAAGCGGCCAAGCGGCAUCAACAGCCUGCUGGGAAAGCUGGGCACCAAGAAGCAGAAGUUGAGCACGCUGGAAAAGUCCAAGCUGGACUGGGAACACUUCAAACAGCAGGAGGGGAUUGGGGAGGAAUUGGCCACCCACAACCGAGGAAAAGAAGGAUACCUGGAGAGGAAAGCAUUUCUGGAGAGGGUGGACCACAGGCAAUUUGAGAUCGAGCGCGACAUCCGGUUGAGCAGUAUGAAACCCUGAGGCCGCUGUGGGUCUCCCGGAAGAAAGUCACUCGACAACCUGUAUAGGUUUUCUUUUUCCACCACACUAGUAAGUAGGUGAACUGAGGACACUCUGGCAGAUUUUUUUGUUGUUUUUAACUGCUGGGGUGCUGCCUUGUGCCUCCGGCGUCAGUCCAGUUGCUGCUGGGUACUCCUCACAGGGCGCUUGCCCAGAAGAGAGCUGCAGUGGGUAUUUUUCCAGGACUUUACCUGCCAGGAGCGAAGAGGCAGGUUUUGUGCCAUGAAAUUGACGCCUGGUCUGCUGAUGGCUGCGGGUUCCAUGGGGCAUGGGGGCCAACAGGGUCCAACGGUUGAAGGUUUGCAUGGCUUCCUCGUGCAAAUGGGACGCUGUCUGCUCCAGGAUGCUCGGUAGCUGCGCAGUUGCGGGAGGAGCUACCUGCCAACCUGCUUCCCGGAGAGGCUUGCUCUUUUCACGCCGUGGAAUCUCCGUGUUUUUGUAACAACCUUUUCCAGGAUUGUUUUCCUUUUUGUGACGAGUCCUCCAGGUAACUGACUUUCCUUCGUGCUCUACGGCCUCUUGCAGAGAAACAGGGCAGGCAGCGUGCAAGAGAGCAAGGCCGGAGCCUGCUGGGUCCUUCUGAAUAAAGCGUUCAAUCCUG